CAUUGACAGAUAUCUGUCAGUGUUUUGGCAGAAAUCAAAAGCGAUGUAUGUUUAUAUAAAUUUAAAAUAAAUGCUUUGUUUACACUGGUAAAAUAAACAUUCUUUACUGUACGGAUUAAAUCAGGAUAGCUCUUAAUCCUAAAUUGGGUGUCAUUACAGAAUAAGAUGGCUGAUAAAAAGAAAAAGAUUUUAUUUACAAAAGUUGAAACAGCGACAAAAAGACCAAUGAUAUUAAAGUCUGAUCGUGAAGUUGUAAAGGAUCAAAAUAAGGAUAAACAGGAAAAGGAAAAGCAACCUACAAUAAUUUUAAAGACUCGAGAGCAAAGUGCAACAAAAGAGGAGCGUCCCCAGAGUCCUAAAGCCCAGACAUCUGAAAGUGAUGGGUAUCAUCCACAAAAGAUAGCUCAAAAUGAACAUAAGGACAAAAAAAAUACUGAAUCAAAAUCCCCACCCAUACUGAAAUUGAUGACAAAGCCGGUCAAGUUAUUGGAUGAAAAUUUGGAAUUUAAUCAAUCUGCAUUAAAGUAUCUAGAAGAUUGUAACACUAAUUACUUAGUUGUUGGCAUUAUGGGGAUGCAAGGUGUUGGCAAAUCGAUGAUAUUAAAUCUCAUCGCACAGAAUACACCAAUACCAGAUCUUUGCUCACAGAUUUUGAAUUCUCAUGAAAUACCAAACACAACGGAAACUAGUGAUGUUGCCAUUGAAAAUCAAACGGAAAAUGUAAACCCGUCAAAUGAAUCAAGUGAACCCAAUAAUAGUUUUUUCAAGUUUAAAAUGCAAGAUAUAGAACAGAUAGAAAGAGGCGCCCACUGUACUAAAGGGGUGGACAUGUAUGUAACGAAUGAUCGUGUGAUAUUAUUGGAUUGCCAGCCGUUGUGGUCUCCAUCUCUUAUUGAUGAAUCCAACAACAUAGCAAUGAACCCGAGAUGUGCCAACAUCGUGACUGUGGAUUGUCUGGAAAUUGCAUCAUUUUUAAUGUCAAUAUGUCACGUGUUGAUAGCUGUGCAGAAUUGGUUCACGGAUUAUAACUUUUUAAGGUAUAUACAGACAGCUGAAAUGUUGAAGCCGACACUAUCAGCGUCCAGCGCGGCGAGCGCGACGAGCGCGGCGAGCGCCGGCGCCGGCGCGGAGGCGGAGUGCGGCGGCGAGGAGAGCCAGCCGCACCUGCUGCUGCUGCACAACUGCUGCCAGCUGGAGGACUUCGCGCCCGACGCUGUCCGCGCCGCGCAGGACCUCUACAGGAAAGUAUUUCAGAAGUCCACGCUGCAGUUAAACUCCGGCAUGUACAUGUACAGCGAUACAAAUAGGAACGGCCUCCACGUGGACCAAGUGUGCAAAGGUUAUAAUAUAGACAACUGUGGACCGCCCAUCAAUUUGUUCCUACUUCCAGAGAUUUAUAACGAUUUUGAUAACAAAGAUAUAUACCGAGGUCAUCCGUCAUUUGAACAAUUAGCGAAAAGACUUCGUUGGCUCGUAUUAGGAGUUAACAGACAUCAGAUUACAAAUGUACCAAAUUUGUCAGAAAAAGGCUGGUUCCAGUACUGCAAUAAAGCUUGGGAAACAAUAAGGAAAUGCACAUUUUUCAUUGAGUAUGAAAGAUUAUUACCUUGAAAGCGGAAUCUUCCUCGCGAAAUCUUUCAUUACGUAGAUAAAAACGCAGGUGUACUAAAAAUAAUACAAGAGUACGGUCGAAAGAAUUUAUUUAAGAUAACAUGAAAUGACUUUUAGGUAUUGGACCCAAUAAAAGUUUCUCAAAAUAA
Messenger RNA from Papilio polytes (common Mormon), 1760 nucleotides. RefSeq names its product protein SMG9. The record is from RefSeq and is a predicted model, not a curated record. Lineage: Eukaryota; Metazoa; Arthropoda; Insecta; Lepidoptera; Papilionidae. Bases 166 to 1611 code for a protein of 481 amino acids. The transcript is spliced from 8 exons. Gene Ontology annotation, biological process: nuclear-transcribed mRNA catabolic process, nonsense-mediated decay.